Micromonas pusilla CCMP1545 is the source of this 2192-nucleotide messenger RNA. RefSeq lists its product as uncharacterized. Gene Ontology annotation, cellular component: nucleus. Bases 1 to 1971 code for a protein of 656 amino acids. The transcript is spliced from 2 exons. Lineage: Eukaryota; Viridiplantae; Chlorophyta; Mamiellophyceae; Mamiellales; Mamiellaceae. Gene Ontology annotation, molecular function: ubiquitin protein ligase activity; nucleic acid binding; zinc ion binding. Gene Ontology annotation, biological process: ubiquitin-dependent protein catabolic process; protein ubiquitination. The record is from RefSeq and is a predicted model, not a curated record.
AUGUUCAUCUCCGUCGGCGACCUGAAGAGCGCGAUCGUGGACAAGAAAGGGUUGGGCCGCGACCAAGCGUGCGAGCUGCUCCUGACGAACGCGCAGACGGACGAAGACUACGCCGACGACGCGGUUCUCGUGUGGAAAAACACGUCCGUGAUCGUGAAGCGCGUGCCGUCGCUUCGGUUAAACUCCGUCGGGACGGAGACGGGGAGCACGACGCAGAAACAGGUCGUGUACGUGCGCCCGCCGGACGAGGCGACCCUGCGCGAGCAGCCGCGGAUGCCGCGGCGGCAGUACCCGCCGCAGCACUCGAUGACGUGGACAGCCCCUGGGGUCGGCGGCGCGGACGCCGCGGCGGCUCCCGACGCCGCCGUGGACUCGUCCAUCGCCGCGCUCGUCAGCGGCGCGGCGUCCGCGUGGGAGUCGGAGAAGACCGCCGCGUACGAGGCCGGGCGCGCGGGCAGAGGCGGGAGAGGCGGGAGAGGCGGGAGAGGCGACGGCGGCGGGAGAGGCAUGGGCCGAGGCGGAGGGAGAGGCGACAUGGGCGGGCCGCCGCCGCCAGGGUACGUCUGCUUCCGAUGCAGCGUCCCCGGGCACUGGAUCCAGAACUGUCCCACGAACGGGGACGCGCAGACGGACGUGAUUCGCAUGAAAACCGCGUACGGGAUCCCGCAGAACCGCUUGGAGCACUCGGAGACGGGCGUGCUCGUCGCGCCGACCGGGGAGAGCAGCGAACUCGUCGCGGACGACGACGAGUUUUCGCGCAUGAUGGGGUUUCUGACGGACCGGGAGAAGAAGAACGACGCCCCCGCGCUGCCCGCGCCCGGGGACGAGAACGGCGACGGCGGUGGCGCCGUCGAGGCGCUGCCCGCGCCCGGGGACGAGGGGAAAGAAGGCGGCGACGGCGGCGAACCGGGGACGGACGCGGCGGAGCCAGCGACGGCGGGGGACGGCGACGGCGGCGACGCGGGGGGAGGCGACGCCGACGGAGGCGACGGCGCGGCCCCGCCGCUGCCUCCCGGGGCGCCCCCGCCCGACGCACAGAUGCGCGGGCCUAUGAUGGGCCGAGGCGGCCCGAUGAUGGGGCGCGGGAUGGGAGGCAUGGGAAUGGGCAUGGGCAUGGGCAUGGGAGGCAUGGGCAUGCCGGGCAUCAUGGGGAUGAUGGGCAUGCCCGGGAUGAUGGGGAUGCCCGGGAUGAUGGGCAUGGGAAUGCCCGGGAUGAUGGGGAUGGGGAUGCCCGGGAUGAUGGGCAUGGGGAUGGGGAUGGGCGGUCCCGGGGGAGGGCGAGGCCGCGGCCGCGGCGGCGCGCAGCAAGAGAAAGCGCCCACUGGAGUCGGAGAGGUCACCAGGAAGGUCGUCAUCCGCAGGCGCAAAAACGGCCCCACCGGCGGCGGAGGCAGAAGGGAGGAUAGCCCCGAGAAGGAACGCCGUGAUAGCCCCGAGAAGGAAGGCGGCGAUGGCGACGGCGGCGGCGACGGCGGCGGCGAGGAAAAGAAAGAACAGGACGGCGACCACGACGACGACGGGAGACGCGGUCGAGACGACGACGACGACGGCGACGGGUCCGAUUCCGAGGGCCACCACCGAAGGCGCGGGUCGAGAAAAGAGAGAGACGACGACGCCGUGGAGGAUAAGGACGGCGGCGACGACGACAGAGACGGCGGCGACCGCGACAAGGACGAACGUCCCGCGCCCGUGGUGCGCCGCGUCGUCGUCGCCCGGCCGAGAAGCGGCAAGGGUUCCGGCGGCGGCGGCGACGGCGGGAGAGGACGCGACCAGGACCGCGACCGCGACGGACCGAGACGCGUCGUCGUCGUUCGGAAACGAGGACGAGACGGCGGCGGCGGCGCGGGGGGGGGGGGAGGCGGUUCGCCCGACGAAGGCGGCGGCGGCAAGAAAGCGAAAAAGCGCAGCGGUCGCAGGCGCGGCGGAGGAGGAGGAGGAGGAGGAGGAAUCCUCUCGCGCCUCGGAAAGUAAUUAUCGCAGAAUAGACGCGCGCGGCGAGCGAAAGCAUGCUCGCCGCGCUUAGGCAUCCAGCACGUGUUGUACGCAACUCGGCGUUAGUCACACCGCGACGAACGAAAAUAACGCGCGCUGGAGCCACGUCGAAGAAGCCGCGACGGCGAGGCGAAGCCGACGAAAAAGAAAUCGAGUGAAACGGAAACGCGGAACGAACGAACGAGUAAUACCAUUCAUUU